CCUGACCAGAGGCAGCAGGCAUGGCGGCCUGCCUUGCAGGGGGCUGUGGGUCCUCCAUGGGCCUGACCCGAGGCUUCCGCGCUGCCAGGGCGUUGCUCGCUGCGCCGGCCUCCGUCGCCUGUCGGGUCCACACGGAGCCUGGCCGUCCGCAGAGCAGUGGGCCUUCCGAGCCCCGCGCGUUCCAGCCGCCGCCGAAACCGGUCAUCGUGGACAAGCGCCGCUCCCUGGACCGGGAGAGGAGGUUCUUGAGUCCUGAAUUCAUUCCUCCACGGGGAAGAACAAAUCCUCUGAAGUUCCAAAUGGAAAGAAAAGAUAUGUUAGAAAGGAGAAAAGUACUCCACAUUCCGGAGUUCUAUGUUGGAAGCAUACUUCGUGUUACCACUGCUGACCCGUACGCUAAAGGCAAAAGCAGCCAGUUCCUGGGGAUCUGUAUCCAGAGAUCGGGACAGGGCCUGGGGGCUACUUUUAUCCUGAGGAAUACUAUUGAAGGACAAGGUGUUGAGAUUUGCUUUGAACUUUAUAAUCCUCGAAUCCAGGAGAUCCAAGUGAUCAAAUUAGAGAAGCGACUGGAUGAUAGCUUGCUGUACUUACGAGAUGCUCUUCCUGAAUAUAGCACUUUUGACAUGAAUAUGAAGCCAAUAACACCAGAGUCUAGCCGAGAAGUUCCUGUUAAUAAGCUGCAAGUAAAAAUGAAGCCUAAACCCUGGUCGAAACGCUGGGAGCGUCCAAAUUUUAAUAUUAAAGGAAUCCAAUUUGAUCUUUCUUUAACCGAAGAACAAAUGAAAGCAGCUCAGAAGUGGAGUCAACCAUGGCUUGAGUUUGAUAUGAUGAGGGAAUAUGAUACUUCGAAAAUCAAAGCUGCAAUAUGGGAUGAAAUUGAAGCAUCAAAAAAGUCCUGAUUCUGCGGAUGGAUUCGGUUACUUGCACAAAACAUAUUGACUCUCAGAGGAUUUAUUUUGAGACCAAUUUAGCUUCAUUUAUAAGAGCAUAGUUAUUAAAUAGACUGAACACUCAUUAUUUUAUUAGUACUUUUUUGAAAAAUAAAAUUGUCAUACCAGUUUAUUACUCUAAAAGAGAAGUAUUUAUAGCACAUGAUCUACUCUCCAUUCCCUUACUGAAGGCAAAGCUACCAUAGAAGUCAAAGUAUCUCCAGAAGGCCCUUCAGUGAGUGUGGAAUCUGAGCAAGGGGAAUGGGUGGGAUGAUGUCUUAAAAUUAUGAAAUAACUCAUAGAAGAGCAGAGUGUGGUUUAAAGAACAACAAGAUGCACUCAGUGUGAAAACAUUUGCUAAGAUCUAAGAAGGCAACUCUUGGUCUGCAGUUGUAUCCGUCCCUUCUUACAGAUGGGGACACUGUCCUUUAUCUCCCUUGCAUGUAUUUAAUUUCUUCUUGUCUAUAUAUAUUCUUAAACAAUGUAUUUGGCUUUGAAAAACCUAAUAGCAAAUAUAAUAGGACAGUAUUGCUGUUAAGCUUCAAAGCUAAUGUUGACAGCCCUCAAGUCAGUCUGGCGUCAGCUUCCCUGAGAGUUUGCAAAAGCUAUUUUUGAGGGAAUUGAUGGCUAAGUUUGUUAAGUGAGUUCUUUUUUCAGAUUUAUUUAUUCAUUUAUUUGUUUAUUUAUUUGAAAGUCAGAGUUACACAGAGAGAGAAAGAAGCAGAGAGAGGGAGAGAGGUCUUCCAUCCACUGGUUCACUUCCUAACUGGCCGCAGUGGGUGGAGCUGCUCUGAUCCAAAGCCAGGAGCCAGGAGCUUCCUUGGGGUCUCCCACGCGGGUGCAGGGGCCCAAGGACUUGGGCCAUCCUCUACUGCUUUCCCAGGCCACAGCAGAGAGCUGGAUUGGAAGUGGAAUAGGCACAACAUGUACUGGCACCCAUAUGGUAUGCUGGCAGUGCAGGUGGCAGCUUCACCUGCUACACCACAGCACUGGCCUCAAUUGAGUUCUGUUAAACAGAGUGCUCACCACAGGGUUAUAAUGUAGACUGCGUGAUGUCUUGAUGUCCAUCACGAAUCUGGUCACAGGGAGUGAACUGUGUGUUCUGAUUAUCAGAGUGCAAUGAAUCAAACUCAAGGUCUUAGGAUUAGAUUGAAACAGAAUACUUCCAUGAAGUGAUAGGAGUGCCCAUGCCACUCUGCAGUUGGGCAUGGAUUGGAAAGCUGGGAUGUAACCACUCAUGGGUAAGGCUGACAUGUAAUUUGGGCCAGACUCACCUGGCAUGCUGUUCCUCAGGUUAAAACAUACAGUACUAGCCCAGAUUGUGACAAAGGCAACCCCCUGCAUGCCUGCCAACUGAAUCAUGCUUAGGGCUGUCCUCUGGUGUCAGCUAUGCUUAAUCUUCCCUUUGCUGAACUGUUUUCUGGAUUCUGUGUUUUCCAGGGCAUCUGGUAAUCCUUGGAUGUCUACAUGGAGUUGAAUGGAAGACUAUAAAGCUUAUAAAGUCUAGGGGAUUUUAGGGAGGAGUUGUUUUUGGGUUGGUUAGAUGGGCUAUUUUGGAGAGUCCCUUAGUGAAUACCCAAAGAAAAGGCUGUCUCCUUGGAAGGGGAGGGUCUGUGCCAGGGCAACAUUCAGCUCGAUCCUCCCUCAUUGUCACUGGUGGUUGUUACCCAGCCAGUAACUACUCAACCAGUAACUGAUGGGCAGCAUUCACGAACUGGUUCACGUACCUCAAAAUAAAAUUUUAACUAGGACCUGUCGUCUGUAUUUUUCUUUAUAUUGUUAGAAGAUAGUCAAUUGAAAAACCUGUUCUUUUUUUAACUUUGAUAAAUAGACAAUAACUAAAACUAGACAUAUAAUCAGCUGGUAAGUGCAAGUGCUCAGAAACAGCUGACUAGUCCUGCUUUUUACUAUGUAAAAUUUUGAAUUUUCUCACCAGAAAUAAAGCAACUGUUAGCACAUUGAGUAGUAUAUAGUAUAGA
This is a messenger RNA of Lepus europaeus (European hare), 2908 nucleotides long. It is a transcript of the gene MRPL19, whose product is annotated as mitochondrial ribosomal protein L19. Lineage: Eukaryota; Metazoa; Chordata; Mammalia; Lagomorpha; Leporidae. Gene Ontology annotation, biological process: translation. The record is from RefSeq and is a predicted model, not a curated record. Bases 21 to 899 code for a protein of 292 amino acids. Gene Ontology annotation, molecular function: structural constituent of ribosome. The transcript is spliced from 6 exons. Gene Ontology annotation, cellular component: ribosome; mitochondrial large ribosomal subunit.